Penicillium longicatenatum is the source of this 957-nucleotide messenger RNA. Its product is annotated as Serine/threonine-protein kinase gad8. The record is from RefSeq and is a predicted model, not a curated record. NCBI's taxonomy places the organism in Eukaryota, Fungi, Ascomycota, Eurotiomycetes, Eurotiales, Aspergillaceae. Gene Ontology annotation, biological process: protein phosphorylation. Gene Ontology annotation, molecular function: protein serine/threonine kinase activity; ATP binding. The transcript is spliced from 3 exons. The coding region runs from base 1 to 957 and encodes 318 amino acids.
AUGUCCUGGAAGCUCACCAAAAAACUGAAGGAGACGCACCUUGCACCCUUGACACAAGGUUUCGGUCGGUCGUCGUCUACCUCAACAAUCAAGGGCGACUCAAAUGGCGGUGGUGAUGAAACCCCGGUGGCCACACAGGCCCCGAGCAUCCCCCCGACCCCUUCAUCAAAUGGCAUCGGUAAGGAACACCGGAAAGUUGGAUGGAAGUAUUUUCCGAGAUCAAUGCUAAUUCAUCCGGUUCAUACUCUCCAGUCGCCUCGGAGUCCCUCGUUUCCCCCCCCUGUGGCUCAAGUGAACCCAGGUAUCCUCAUCGUCACCCUCCAUGAAGGCCGAGGAUUGGCUUUGUCCCCUCAAUUCCAGCAGAUCUUUAACUCUCAUUUCCAAAACAAUUCCUACGCUCCCUCGUCACUGCGCCCUAACACCUCCUCUUCGUCACAUUCGUCGCAUGGACAAUCCGGUUCCUACGUGCAGAAUGCCCGACCGCAGUCCACUAGUGGGGGUAUCAAUGCCGCACCCACCAUUCACGGCCGCUACUCGACCAAGUAUCUCCCGUACGCUCUACUUGAUUUUGAAAAGAACCAGGUCUUCGUCGAUGCCGUGUCUGGUAACCCGGAGGCCCCUCUGUGGGCAGGAGACAGUACGGCCUUCAAGUUCGACGUUUCCCGGAAAACUGAGUUGAACGUGCAGCUGUAUCUACGCAACCCUGCGGCCCGCGCUGGUGUCGGUCGCAGCGAGGACAUCUUCUUAGGCGCCGUGAAGUCGGACGCCCGUGAUACGGACAACUUCGAUGAGGAAUUCACAUCGGAGAAACCACAAGAUUCUUAUGUCGAUGGGCCAGCCCUGUCACAGACCGUGCAGGAACAGUUCCUUGGAUGGUCCUACAACCGUCCUAUCGCCGGUCUCGGUGACGCCGGCGGCAGUGUCAAAGACCCAUCAUUUGGCAGCAUCCCCGAGUAA